AUGCCUUUUCAGAGGUAUCUCGAGGCGGCCCCUGUCCCAGGCCCUGUCCUCGAAAGCUACAACCACGAUCCUCGCGAUGUCGCCCUCGGCGUGGACUCUUCGACAUUUUCAAACAACGUCCAAUUCCAGGUCCCCACCCUCAUCCUCGGUGCCCCCACCCUUGCCCCAGGAGGCGGCGCCGAGGUCCUCCCGCCGGGCUUCCUCCCUUCCACCGCCUCCCUUACAUCCUCCUGGUUUUCUGACCCUGCACAUAGCAAGUACUCUGAUAACCUAGCAUCCGGCUCCGCCGCACAUAAAUACCAACAAUAUCCCCCACACAAUCUACAUCAGCAAGGGCUUCAGCUCCCCGCUCUCUCCCAGCAGCUUUCGUUUUCGCACCAAUACCCGUCAUCAAAUCGCUCAUUCUCCUCUGAUCACACGCUUCCGCAAUCUUAUCGGCACUCGUACCUUCCCGCUUCACAUGCAUCUAGUUGUGCAUCACUCGUUUCCGUCCCUGCGCCUCAGCUACCGGCCUCACUUUCUCAAAAUCCUUACGUCCCUCCAUCUUUGCCGUUGCCCAUACCUUCGUCCUACGGCUUGCCUGUUUAUUCCACUACUGGCUUUGACCUGCUUUCCAUACUGAGCCGUGUGGCUUCUCGUCCGGAUCCCAAGAUCGUCCUAGGUCCGGUGGACAUGACAUGUUCAUUCGUUGUGUCGGACGUUCGCCGCUAUGAUUCGCCGAUAGUAUAUGUGUCCCCCACAUUUUGCAAACUCACUGGAUAUGAGGAACACGAGAUCCUCGGCAGAAAUUGCCGCUUUUUGCAAUCUCCUGAUGGGCGCGUUCAGCGAGGCGAACUGCGGCGACACACAUCGCCAGAGGCCGUGAUGAAUCUCAAGCAGUGUUUGGCACAGGGGAAGGAGUGUCAGACCAGCAUUGUUAAUUACAGGAAGGGCGGUACGGCAUUCAUCAACCUGGUGACGGUCGUACCUAUCACUGGAGGCGUGAAUAAUGGCCCAGACGAAAUCGAUGACAUCGUCUAUCACGUUGGAUUCCAGGUGGAUCUCACAGAGCAGCCUAAUGCCAUUUUGCAAAAACUCAAGGAUGGCACCUUUCUUGUUGAUUAUAGCCGGAAGCAUUCCUUCUCAUCUCCAUCCACCGGCAUUGUGCGUAACUGGCGAACCAACUCGGCAGCAAUGCGUGGCGUCUCUAACGAGCUUCACACACUUCUUUCCGAUUCCGCGUUCGUCGAUUCUAUUCCAAUCUAUGCGUCCACCGUAUUCCCACUUGCGCCUGCUGCAGGAGACAAGCCUGACCAAUACGAUGGGAACCAGCCGUUGAAUAUGAUGCUGCUCGAGAGUACCCUGGAUUUCAUACAUGUCGUUUCUCUCAAAGGCGCCUUCCUAUACGUUGCCCCGGCCGUACGACGUGUCCUUGGGUACACGCCUGAAGAUCUUGUCGGCAAGUCUCUCGUGGACUUCUGUCACCCCGCAGACGUCGUUCCUCUCAUGCGCGAGCUGAAAGAAAGUUCGAUAACUCCUGGGCCCAGCAGUGCACAUGUCACAAGUAGUGAGUCGCAUGGCAAUCCUAGGCGAGUCGACCUGCUCUUUAGGAUGUCCACUAAAGCAGGAAAUAUGGUCUGGGUCGAAUGCAGGGGGCGACUACACAUUGAGCCCGGAAAGGGGCGAAAGGCGAUCAUUCUCAGCGGUCGAAUCCGCAAUAUCCCCCGAUUGAAUUGGAGCCCUAUCGCCCGCGCUGGUGGACUGUCUGUUCCUGUACCAUGUUCGGGAACGGCGGCGGGUGCGUCUACUGAAGACGAUGAGAAUGGUGAGGUUGAGACGGAGUUCUGGGGCCUACUGAGCAGACAUGGGACUUUCUUGUUCGUCAGCAUGGCUGUGCGGGACGUACUCGGCUGGGGCACAGGAGAAGUUAUCGGGAGGACCGUGAACGACUUUGUAUGCGGAUCGUCUUCCGCAAGCCAACAGCAGAGUAUUCAAGAAGAGCUAGCUCGUGUGUCUGCUGCUGAUGCAAUCUUGGAUACCAGGAGUACGACGUGCGAGAUGAAGCGAAAAGACGGAGCUCAGGUUGUCGUACAAAUGAUUUUGUAUCGUUCCCAAGACAGCAAUGAGCUCAUCUCAUGGUGCGAUGGUUCUUCAUCACCAUAUGGCUCACAUAGGCAGAACUUUCCCAGCCCAGUCGUAUGCCAGAUCAAACUCUGCGACCAUUCGUCGUUGACGAUACCUCGCGCUGGAUAUAUCGUGCAUCCACUGGGCGACAGCGUUUUCGACGAGCUGAGGAUCGCGAGAGGAAGUAGCUGGCAGUAUGAGCUGCAACAGCUGAAGUAUGCGAACCAACGCAUGAUGGAGGAAAUCGCUACCCUCGAGCAGACAGUUACCGGCAGGACUUGUCACUCCCCGGUGCUGUUGGCUCAGCCUCAACCCCCCUUGCAUCCGCAGCUUCAACUCUCACAUCCUAUUCUGCAACAGUCGCAGGGUUCAUACUAUUCCGAUGAGCUGCAAUACUCUUCCCCGCGGGUAGAUGAUCGUCGGCAGCACGAGUGGAGACAGCGGUCUGUCGCAUAUCAUGACGGUGAACUACCGUUGUACUCAAUAAACCAACUCCCCAUGAAGCGAUCAUGGGAUGGCUCCGAUGAUGGAGGUCCUACUUAA
Fibroporia radiculosa is the source of this 2646-nucleotide messenger RNA. RefSeq lists its product as uncharacterized. The record is from RefSeq and is a predicted model, not a curated record. Gene Ontology annotation, molecular function: protein binding. Lineage: Eukaryota; Fungi; Basidiomycota; Agaricomycetes; Polyporales; Fibroporiaceae. Gene Ontology annotation, cellular component: nucleus. The coding region runs from base 1 to 2646 and encodes 881 amino acids. The transcript has 3 exons.